Puma concolor (puma) is the source of this 664-nucleotide messenger RNA. It is a transcript of the gene CENPA, whose product is annotated as centromere protein A. The record is from RefSeq and is a predicted model, not a curated record. Gene Ontology annotation, cellular component: nucleosome. NCBI's taxonomy places the organism in Eukaryota, Metazoa, Chordata, Mammalia, Carnivora, Felidae. Gene Ontology annotation, molecular function: protein heterodimerization activity; structural constituent of chromatin; DNA binding.
AUGGGCCCGCGCCGCCGGAGCCGCAAGCCCGAAGUCCCGAAGAGGCGCACCGCGAGCCCGACCCCCAGCCCCCCCCGGCGGGGCCCCUCCUUAGGCGCUUCCUCCCGUCAGCGUGGUCCCCGGAGAAGUCGGGUUCUGAAGGAGAUCCGAAAGCUUCAGAAAAGCACAGACCUGUUGUUAAGGAAGAGCCCCUUUGGCCGCCUGGCAAGAGAGAUAUGUGUUAAAUUCACUCGUGGUGUGGACUUCUACUGGCAAGCCCAGGCCCUGUUGGCCCUACAAGAGGCUGCAGAAGCAUUUCUGGUUCAUCUCUUUGAGGACGCCUAUCUUCUCUCCUUACAUGCCGGCCGCGUUACUCUCUUCCCGAAGGAUGUGCAGCUGGCCAGGAGGAUCCGAGGCAUUCAGGAAGGGCUUGGCUGAGCUCCCGCCACCUGUCUCUGUAAGCCUUUCCUGCUUGCCAGAGAGAGCGCUCUCUGGGGAGGAAGCACCCAGCGUCUCAUCACCGGGAUGGGAGUUGCUCUGAAGGAGUUUCCAUCCUUGGUCCCUUGCUGUCUCACCUUCCCUUUGUUCUCUAGGAAAGGUUUGACUUGGUUUUAGCUUGAGCGCUUGGGAUUCUAUGGCUCAUGCGCUUUUGUACAACGUUGAAUAAAGAUCUUUAUCUAUUUAG